Cyclocybe aegerita is the source of this 1047-nucleotide messenger RNA. NCBI's taxonomy places the organism in Eukaryota, Fungi, Basidiomycota, Agaricomycetes, Agaricales, Hemipholiotaceae. The record is from the annotation of a GenBank genome assembly.
AUGGAUGCUCCCCCCUCCUAUGACUCCGUCGUCUCUGCUGACCGCGGCAGCACCAGCGUAGAUGCUUCGGGUUAUGCAACGCUGGUUCGCAGUUUAUCUAGGCGCCUAGGACUGGAUGCUAUACAAACGCUGAAAGAGUCUAUUGAUGCGCUGCUGGCAUAUGGAGGCUCUAAUAGUGACGACCCCGUUGUCUCUACUGGUGGCCAAUUUUCAGCGCCGGUGGUAGCUGCAAGUUCGACAUCAUUCGUCAACCGCAUGCUUGCGAUCCUAUCCGCCGCCCUAGGAGAACCACAGAUUGAGACAGAGCUCGGGCUGUCGGAAAGCUUUAGAGCCGUGCAGGAAGAAUACGACCGCCUUCUACUUGAAUCAAAAGAAUUCGGUGCCUUGGUUAACAAUUGUGCACUUCGAUUUCAGACCGACUUCGCCCAAGAUACCUAUCCCAACAAAGAUAGAGAAAUUGAAAUGAAGUCUUUUAUCCAGGAAGCAAGCCAGUUGUCUGAAAACAACCACGAACUGAUCGAAUCUUUGAAGGCCUUAAAGAGCAACCUCAAUGACAUUGCGAUUACUCUAAGACAUGGAGCCAAUGAGGCUGCCGCUUCUUAUAAAUGGGAACGAGAAGAAAGUAGGGCGAAGAUAAAGGCACUCGAUAGAAAGCUGGCCAAGUUACAAGACAGGCCGCAAAUUACAGUCGACUUCGCGAAGAUGUUUGGCGGUGCACCAGCGGCACAUGAAGCAGCCAUUAAGAAAGCAACAAAAGAACAUCACGACCUAUGUGCUGAGGAGGACAAACGCCUACCCCUCCUCUCUGCUCAUGCUGAUCGUAUCUCUCAUCUCGAAGAGCUAUCAAGACACCUAAGAGACGUUGUCACCGUCGCGUUCGUCCACAAUAUUGCCACCAUUCUGUGGGUAUGGAAGGACACCCUGCAUCGAGCCUCGCUGCUGAGAGAUUUCUGUGGAGUUACAGUGUAUCGGAAUCCGACACCGACACCUUUCGAGCAGACCUUGAGCGACGCCCUUCAACGAUUCCUGGAUGGUGGAUCCGCUUGA